Messenger RNA from Orbilia oligospora ATCC 24927, 234 nucleotides. RefSeq lists its product as uncharacterized. Bases 1 to 234 code for a protein of 77 amino acids. Lineage: Eukaryota; Fungi; Ascomycota; Orbiliomycetes; Orbiliales; Orbiliaceae. The transcript has a single exon. The record is from RefSeq and is a predicted model, not a curated record.
AUGUGCUACUUCACUCAGAUCAACAACAAGUUCUGCGGCUGCACUUAUUUCCUCUUCACAUCCGGAUGCACCCCAAACAGAAACCAGUUCAACUGGCGAGACUGCGGACGAAAGAAGUUGGUCCAGGCCAUCGAGGAAGACUUCGUUCAAUGCCCCAAGUGUUUGAAGAAACUUGGAGUUGAGCAGGAUUUGAGCGCCAUGGAGUGGAUGAAGCCCGGUUGCAGUAUUAUGUGA